This is a messenger RNA of Rotaria socialis, 570 nucleotides long. Lineage: Eukaryota; Metazoa; Rotifera; Eurotatoria; Philodinida; Philodinidae. The record is from the annotation of a GenBank genome assembly.
AUGUACGAUAUAAUUUGGGUAUGUGACCGAGAAAGUAAUUUGAAAAAAGCAUUGGAAAAAUACACAGUUGUACAUUGCGUUGCACAUCGAUUGAAUAAAGUUUUGCAACAAACAUUUUAUCAAGCUGAAAUGAAUAAAGUAAAGAAUGAUGUAACAUUUGGUGAUAAUUACAUUGAUUCAGCGGAAGAUGAAGAUGAUCAAAUGAGUGAAAGUGAAAGUGAAGAAAUUGAAGAGUCCUUCGACGAUGAAGAAUUAAUUGAUAAACAAACCAAAGCUUUUAAUGUAUCCAAAAUAUCUAGUUCGAUUAAUCCAAGUGCCACUCUCUCUCAACUAUCGGCCGAUGCAAAACGUGUUUUAGUAACGAUUAUCCACUGCAAGCAACUUGUUAAAUAUAUUAAGAAGGUAAAUUUAAAUCAAGAACUCGAAGAUAGAGAUGCAAGAGUUUUAAUUCAAAGUACCAUUGUUAGGUGGCUAUCGUUAUAUUAUUGCUUAGAGAGUGUUCGACAAUUUCUAAAUCUAUUAUCUGAAAUAUUUGAUGAAAAAAAAUGGAUAAAAAACGAAUCAACCUAA